AGCGAGGAGUGGAACCGACAACCAACAGCGCCAUUCAAGUGUGGACCUCAGCGCGUCCAAAACCACCCCCCACCCCCCCUCCAAAAUUCAUCUUACAUCUUAAAGCAUCUUCACAGACUCGCACAGCGAGUCUGUGAACAGGUGAGAGAGGGACACUGUCUGCCCCACUGUCCAGCGACACCAUGAGCUGGAGCUUCCUCACGCGGCUGCUGGAGGAGAUCCACAACCACUCCACCUUCGUGGGGAAGCUGUGGCUCACCGUGCUCAUCGUUUUCCGCAUAGUUCUUACUGCUGUCGGGGGAGAGUCCAUCUACUACGAUGAACAAAGCAAGUUUGUCUGUAACUCAGGUCAGCCGGGCUGUGAGAAUGUCUGCUAUGAUGCUUUCGCUCCUCUAUCUCACGUUCGCUUCUGGGUCUUCCAGAUCAUCUUGGUAGCAAUGCCUUCUCUCAUUUACAUGGGCUACGCUGUCAGCAAGAUUGCACGAUUGGACGAAGCCAAAGGAGGAGGGACCACCACUACAGCCAGGAUAGCAGGAGGGGGCUACACACACAGGAAACCCAGGAAAAUUUGCUUUGGAGCACGCCAGCACCGAGGCAUCGAGGAGACAGAGGAAGACCAGGAGGAUGACCCCAUGAUCUAUGAGGUGCCUGAGAUUGAACCUCCAAAGAGACCACGGGAUCCACUGCAACCAACACCCCGUCCCAAAGUGCGCCACGACGGUCGAAAACGUAUCAAAGAUGACGGGCUGAUGCGAGUUUAUGUUUUGCAGCUAGUUACACGUACGGUUCUAGAAGCGGGCUUUCUUGCAGGUCAGUACUUGCUGUAUGGGUUUCGUGUGAUGCCCGUGUUUGUGUGCUCGAGUCAACCUUGCCCUCACAGUGUUGACUGCUUUGUGUCACGACCUACAGAGAAGACCAUCUUCCUACGCAUCAUGUACGGUGUCACUGUCCUCUGCCUCACACUCAAUGUUUGGGAGAUGCUCCACUUGGGCAUCGGAUCCAUUUGUGAUAUUGUUCACCGUAGGCGCUGCCCAGCUCAGGACGAUGAGUACCAGAUGGGUUUACUUGGCGCCAGUAGUGGGAUGGAGGGCUCUGGAGGAACAUCAGGACCUGAAGCGGGUUCCGAAGGAGAAACAGGUGGAGAUGGUACUGCUGACUAUGUCGGAUAUCCCUUUUCGUGGAACACGCCGUCUGCUCCACCAGGCUACAACAUUGUUGUGAAGCCUGAGCAGAUGCCAUACACAGACCUCAGCAAUGCUAAGAUGGCAUGCAAACAGAACCGGGCAAACAUUGCCCAAGAGGAGCAACAGCAAUUUGGGAGCAAUGAGGAUAAUUUUCCCACCAGAGGAGAGGCCCGCAUGGCUAUAAACAAAGACACGAUCCAGCAAGACCAAGAACAGCUGGAGGCGGCCAUUCAGGCCUACAGUCAGCAGCACCGAGCAGAGGAACAGCUCGGGAACAACCAGGAUGACAAGCCUCAAAGUAACAUCAUCCAGGCCCAGCCUCAGCCACUGCCUCAAAAGGAGCGCAAACGUCGGUCAAAGCACGCAAAGGCAGGUAGCAGCGGAGGAGGCAGCAGCAGCAACAGCAGCAGCAGCAAAUCAGGCGAGGGGAAGCCCUCUGUAUGGAUUUAA
Messenger RNA from Thalassophryne amazonica, 1634 nucleotides. Its product is annotated as gap junction gamma-1 protein-like. NCBI's taxonomy places the organism in Eukaryota, Metazoa, Chordata, Actinopteri, Batrachoidiformes, Batrachoididae. Gene Ontology annotation, biological process: cell communication. The transcript has 2 exons. The record is from RefSeq and is a predicted model, not a curated record. Gene Ontology annotation, cellular component: connexin complex. The coding region runs from base 183 to 1634 and encodes 483 amino acids.